This is a messenger RNA of Lactuca sativa (garden lettuce), 966 nucleotides long. RefSeq names its product ras-related protein RABA1f. The record is from RefSeq and is a predicted model, not a curated record. Gene Ontology annotation, molecular function: GTPase activity; GTP binding. Lineage: Eukaryota; Viridiplantae; Streptophyta; Magnoliopsida; Asterales; Asteraceae.
AUGGCAUCGUAUACAGACGACGAUUAUGAUUACUUGUAUAAGGUAGUUUUAAUCGGCGAUUCAGGUGUAGGUAAAUCUAACCUUUUGUCACGUUUCUCCAAGAAUGAAUUCAGCCUUGAUUCCAAGUCCACGAUUGGGGUCGAAUUCGCGACUCGUAGCAUCCGUGUUGAAGACAAAACUAUCAAGGGGCAAAUAUGGGACACUGCUGGACAAGAAAGAUACCGAGCCAUCACGAGUGCUUACUAUAGAGGAACAGUGGGUGCACUGAUCGUAUACGACAUUACCCGAAAGGUAACAUUUGAUAACAUCGAGCGAUGGUUAAAGGAACUCCGAGAACACACAGACCAAAACAUUGUCAUCAUGCUCGUAGGAAACAAGGCCGAUCUCGGACACUUAAGGGCUGUGACAACAGAUGAGGCCAAGGCUUUUUCCGAAAGAGAGAACGUCUUCUUCAUGGAAACAUCAGCUCUCGAGUCACUGAACGUUGAGAAAGCUUUCACCGAAGUGCUUACCCAGAUUUAUCGUGUUAUGAGCCGGAAGGCCCUUGGCAUCGCUAACGAGCCAUCGGUUGUACUUAAAGGGCAGACAAUAAAUAUUGGCGAUAAAGAUGACGUGUCUGCUGUGAAGAAAGCCAAGUGUUGCUCUAGGUAAUAUAUAUAAAAACACAUCUACUCUCAAGAAAGCUAGGUGUUGCAAAGACUGAAAGAACAUAUCUUUAUAUCUAUUGAUCGAUGAUUUCGGGUGAAGAAUACUACGUUUUUGGGCACCUUGCCACCUUGUACAAUGAAUAGUAGGAAAUAUGUCGUUUGCGAUGCUAAAGAAGUGGCAAUAGAAUCUUAUUUAAGCACCUUUGAUCGAUUUUUGCCACAACAACAAUUUCGACGAACUUGGAAUCGCAAGAGAAAGAGUCAACGACGGAAACUACCGCAGUGUGUUUCUUUUUUGGGCGGAUUUUGCAACGCGACU